CGAUAGAUUCGAAUCUAACUUUCUCACCUUCAUCACAAGAUCCUCGUCCUCUUUCUCGUAGCCUCCUCCUUCUACCUUCUACGCCACCUUUAAACCCAAACCAAAUCUUUAAUCAUAACUCAAAACAUUUUGCUCUCAACAACAACGACAACAACAACCCACACAGAGAAUGGCUGGUUCAUCAACGAAACGAUUUCCUCUAUAUGCUAAAGAUUAUGAGCUCUUUGAAGAGGUAGGAGAAGGUGUUAGUGCUACUGUGUAUAGAGCUCGUUGCAUUGCUCUUAACGAGAUUGUCGCUGUUAAAAUCUUGGAUCUCGAAAAAUGCAGGAAUGAUUUGGAAACAAUACGCAAGGAAGUUCAUAUAAUGAGUUUGAUUGAUCAUCCGAAUUUAUUGAAAGCGCAUUGUUCGUUUAUCGACAGUAGUAGUUUGUGGAUUGUAAUGCCUUAUAUGUCGGGUGGUUCUUGUUUUCAUUUAAUGAAAUCUGUAUAUCCGGAAGGUCUUGAGCAACCUAUAAUUGCUACUUUGUUGAGGGAAGUGCUUAAAGCUCUUGUUUAUCUUCAUAGACAAGGUCACAUCCAUAGAGAUGUUAAGGCUGGGAAUAUAUUGAUUCACUCAAAAGGCGUAGUUAAACUUGGAGACUUUGGAGUUUCAGCAUGUAUGUUUGAUAGUGGAGAAAGAAUGCAAACAAGGAAUACAUUCGUUGGGACUCCUUGUUGGAUGGCACCUGAGGUUAUGCAGCAACUAGAUGGAUAUGAUUUCAAGUAUCUUGCUCAUGGUCAUGCCCCAUUUUCCAAAUAUCCACCUAUGAAGGUGCUACUAAUGACAUUACAAAAUGCACCUCCUCGUCUAGACUAUGACAGAGAUAAGAAAUUCUCAAAGUCAUUUAGAGAGUUAAUCGCAGCGUGCUUAGUUAAAGAUCCGAAAAAGCGUCCAACUGCAGCAAAACUUCUGAAACAUCCUUUCUUCAAACAUGCUCGGUCUACAGAUUAUUUGUCCCGUAAAAUUCUUCAUGGUCUUUCUCCACUUGGUGAACGUUUUAAAAAGCUCAAGGAGGCAGAGGCUGAGUUGUUCAAAGGCAUAAAUGGUGACAAAGAACAGUUGUCUCAGCAUGAGUAUAUGAGAGGAAUUAGUGCUUGGAACUUUGAUCUUGAAGCAUUGAGAAGGCAGGCAUCACUUGUAAUUAUUCCAAAUGAAGAAAUCUAUAAUUCAGAGAUACAGGAACUGAACAGAAAUGGAGAUGUACCAAAAGGAAAACCAGUGAUACAAAGGUCACAGACUAUGCCUUUGGAAUAUUUCUCAGAAAAGGCAAGUGAUAUGGUGAGUGAGAGUAGCAGUCAAUUAACCGGUUCAUUACUUCCUUCGUUUCAUCGCAAAUUCCUCCCGGCUCUUGGCAAUGCAUGUAACUCGAGCGAUAGAGCAGCAGAGAAGCUCGCUUUUGAAGAGCCACGUCAAGUACUACACCCAUUAGCGGAUACAAAGAAAAUUAGAAAAGCAGGAAGUGAUCAGCAGGAGAAACCAAAAAAUGGUUACGCAGAUAGUCCUGUGAACCGUGAAUCUUCCACAUUAUCAAAGGAACCAUUAGCGGAUACAAAGCAAGUUAGAAAACCAGGAAAUGAGCAGGAGAAACCAAAAAACGGCUAUAUAGUUAGUCAUGUGAACCGUGAAUCUUCCACAUCAGAGGAAAUCCUCCCACUGUUGCAGAGUCUCCUGGUUCAGAAUGACAUUCAAAGGGCGCAAGUAAUCAGGUUAAUUAGAUUUUUUGAUCGAACUGCGAAAACGGAAAAUCCAAUCUCAAAAACCGAAGGAGUGCAGGAGAAAGAUCUGCAAUCUCAAGUUCAGUUUUUGGAGCAAAGUGUUGAGAAGCUUGUAGAGGAAGUUCAGAGAAGAAAAGAUAUAAAUAGUCAGCUAGAGCAACAGAUCAGCUCUCUGAUUAGCAGCAACAACAUCUCUUAAGUUUAAUGGAGGAAGAUUAUUCUUUUAUGUAUUCAUUAUCUAUAGUGACUCUCUCUUUUUUUUUAACAUAAAUCCAUUAGAGACAAAAGCAAGCAAUGGGCAUUGGGCUUUUAACCAAGUGUCUUUUUGUAUUACUAACGUAAAAAUCUGGUUUGAUACAACUAACACACAAAAACAAACAAACAAAAAGAAAAAAAAAAAAAAAAAACAAAAGUGUGAUCAAUACUCAUCUGACUUAUUCUACAAGUCUAAAAGAAAAAGAUUCUUUUCAU
Arabidopsis thaliana (thale cress) is the source of this 2226-nucleotide messenger RNA. Its product is annotated as Protein kinase superfamily protein. The transcript has 18 exons. NCBI's taxonomy places the organism in Eukaryota, Viridiplantae, Streptophyta, Magnoliopsida, Brassicales, Brassicaceae. The record is from RefSeq and is marked reviewed. Gene Ontology annotation, molecular function: protein serine/threonine kinase activator activity; ATP binding; nucleotide binding. The coding region runs from base 170 to 1954 and encodes 594 amino acids.